AUGGACAGCGGCAACUUGACAAGAUAUGCUAUUGGCGGCAUUGCUUUGAUUGGUGUUGUUUUCGUGGGCAAGGCCAUGAACAAACAAGAAUCCUCGUCAAUAAGACGACCUGAGGAACAACAAGAUACCUUUGAAUCUCAUGUGACACAAGAUGAUGGGAAUGGACUCGUGGAGCUAUCCAAGGAUUGUCUUUGGCAUGUUACCACCAAAUUCAAUGGCAAUGGUCCUCCUUGGAGGCGCAUGAUUAUUUACUGUCCUCCCAAGACUACAUCUUUGCUACUAGUUUCUCCAACAGCCGCACGAGACGACAUUAUGCAACAGAUUGAAGCCUUGGGCAGUGUGGACUAUUUGAUUAUUCCCAAUGCUUAUCAUCGAGCCGAUGCAGCUGUUUACCAUAAAAGGUAUCCAAAGGCCAAGGUGGCAACCUUGCCGGAUUGGGUCCGCAAGAAGGUUUCCGAAAUCGUACCUGUGGAUAUGAAUGUGAGAGAACUUGCCAAUAUCUUUCAUGAUUCGAUCAAGGUGCUUCGGAUAGGUGGCAUGGGGGAUCCUAGUAAAGAAGAGGGCGAUUUUGAAUAUGCCUACGAGUUUCGUUGUUCCGAUCAAACGUUGGCCUUUUAUGUGACGGACGCCCUAUUCAAUUUUCAGGACAAGAGCACGGCGAAUUGGAUUUUUGGUACUCGAGGGAUUGAACAGAUGGACGGAUGUUGUACUCCAGUGAUGGGAAGAAUAUCCAAGUACAUGGCCUUUGAUAAGAAAUUGGUGAAAGAAUUUUACAGUGGAUUGGCCAAACGAGAAAACAUUUCCAUGAUUCUCAUGGCACAUGGAGAUGUCUUUGUCGGAGAUACCCAGAAGCCUUUUCAGGAUAUUGCUGACAAUCUCAAAUAA
This is a messenger RNA of Cylindrotheca closterium, 885 nucleotides long. The record is from the annotation of a GenBank genome assembly. NCBI's taxonomy places the organism in Eukaryota, Bacillariophyta, Bacillariophyceae, Bacillariales, Bacillariaceae.